Molecule: messenger RNA, 3583 nt
Organism: Mercenaria mercenaria
Lineage: Eukaryota; Metazoa; Mollusca; Bivalvia; Venerida; Veneridae
Product: carbohydrate sulfotransferase 11-like
Exons: 4
Coding region: 631-1779 (382 amino acids)
Biological process (GO): carbohydrate biosynthetic process
Cellular component (GO): membrane
Molecular function (GO): sulfotransferase activity
Source: RefSeq, a predicted model, not a curated record
UAUUACGAGCCUGAUUGAUUAGUUGGUCUUUUAGAAACAUUUUAGUAUACUUCUUUAAAUCACAAAAUAUCGAGAGUGAUACGUAGGGCAUAAACGAUUUAUUAUAUAUAUAAUAGCGUUUCACAAAUGUAUUGGGGCAAUGACUUUACUAUUCAAUAUUAUCGAUGUAUUUGUUUAAUUGUGGAUAUUGUAAGAAUUCAGAUCAUAAUAUUGGUUUUAGAGUGGAUAUUGUAAGAAUUCAGACCAUAAUAUUGGUUUUAGAGUGGAUAUUGUAAGAAUUCAGUUUAUAAUCGGAAUUAACAUGAUAGAUGUAGCCACACGAUCAAUGAUAAAAAGUCGUACUGACUCGAAGGCUGAGUCAAAAACACUUAUUGACCUACAGCUGUGACGUCAUCUGCUGGGUUUCAUCAAAUCAACAUAUCGACCUCAUCAAAAGGCAGCAGUUAUAUACUACUGCAAUUAUUCGUGCGAGUAGUAAUAUGUUGAUGUUUCUAAAUAACAUGACGAUAUAUACUCAAUAGACGUUUCAGAAUAAUAUGACGAUAUGUAGAUGUUCAGAAUAACAUGACGAUAUGUUGACGUUUCAGAAUAACAUGACGAUGUGUUGACGUUUCAGAAUAACAUGACGAUAUGUUGACGUUUCAGAAUAAUAUGACGAUAUUGCGGAGGCUCAAAUUCGUUCUAGUUGUCAGUAUUGGAGUAACGCUGUUCUUUCCAGUUAUAUUCAUAUUUCACAAUACGACCCAACAACACAGGUCCAUUAUUAGUGGGAAGGAUUCCUUCAUAAAUAGAGAAGCUGCAUUGGAAUAUAGUCUCCACGGUGAUAAGAAUGCUACGGUUGAUCCCUUCAACAGAUCCAUUUAUACAGAUUUUAUACAAUACGACGAGGCUUCACUGCCAAGUGUAGAGACUAAAAUGGCGGCAAGGACAAAACAAGUGAGUGCUGUAUGCGCCAUAAUGAAAAAGAAAAAUCUAUCACCUCCAAACAGACGGCUAGGUCAGCAGAAUACUGGGCAUAUAAUUGUUAAUAAAGAACAUCAAAUUUUAUAUUGUUAUUUACCAAAAGUUGCAAAUACGAAUUUCCGUCGUGUUUUUCUCGGUUUACAAGGAAUUGUUCCAAAAUCGGAAGUGGUCAACAUAAGUGGAUAUGACGUAUAUUUUAAAUACAAUAAAACAUUUACAUAUAUGAAUUCAUUUAAAACUUCUGAACAGACACAACUAGUACGUCAAUAUAAAAAGUUUAUUGUUGUAAGGGAUCCUUUGGAACGACUUCUGUCAGGGUAUAGGAAUAAAUUCUUUCAUCCAAAUAAACAGCAUAAGGCUGAUUUUCACGGCAGGGUUACGUCAUUCUACAGGCAUUAUCCUCACCUUAGGAGAAGAAACAAUGUUCGCAAGAAUUUCCGGUCAAAAGAAAUAACUUUUAAGGAAUUUCUCAUAUAUUGGACUGACGUAAUGGAAGUUAACGAAUAUCUAAAUGAACAUUUUGUGCCAUCAAAUCAGCUAUGUAAUCCAUGUCACAUCCAUUAUGAUUAUAUUGGUAAAUAUGAGUCAUUAAACAAUGAUGUCAAAUAUAUAUUUGAACAUUUGAACAUUGAUAUUGAAUUUCCUGGGAGAAGGGAUAAUUAUUCUUCGGUGUCAACAAGCGCGCUGGUAGAGGAAUUUUACAAACCAAUUCCAGACUGGCUACUACAAAAAAUAUGGGAAAUCGCUAAGUUUGAUUACUUUUUGUUCGGGUACCAUUUGCCGAAAUGGUUCAGAGAAAGAUUAAAGGAAACGUGACAUUUUAUUAUGUUUUUUAGUGGAUUGUUGCCAUAUUACAAUGCAUAAUAUUUAUUAAUUUCACUAUGAAAAUACCUUGGUACGGAACCACGCUUGAAUGAGAAAUCUUAUAGAAUUAUACUGCAGUCAGGACAAAUAUGUACAACUUUCUAACAGACACAAAAAUAUACGCGCCUUCAUUCCAUGAUAUAGAUUUUAAUUAGAAUGGAUGUAGUGAAAUGUCUGUGUUGAUUUAGACCUAAAGGCGCUGAUGCAGAAAUGGUAAUACAUAUAAGUUUGAGAGUCAGUCUAAUCAAUUUCUAAAACGCAAAUAAAACCACUGUGGUGCAAUGAAUAGUAAUCCAGUUAGUGCCUUGAGCUCUUUAGUUAUAUAUAUCUUAAUACAGUAAUUGUUAUAAUUUGAUAAAUUAUACUAAGUAUUUUAAGUCUAUUUCUAUGUCUACUGCUUAUAAAUAAUUCUAGGUAUAUUAAGACGUAGAAUUUUGCAUACCACUUACAUGUAACAGCAGUAUAGAUUUGCGACUGACUUCGUUUUUUUGUUGUUAUAAUGAUAAUUUAUCGAAAUUAUUUAUUUUCAGAUAAAUCUAUAUGUAUAUUUGACAUAUGUUAGAAAUGUCUUUGUAGAUACGUUUUAUAUUACACUGUAGUUAUUGUCCGCUGUGUUAUACCUUCAUUCACGAUCAGACUUUGCUGUGUUAGAUUAAAUGGUGAUUCAGGAUAAAUACUGAUAAAACGAAAGUAUGUAUUUUAAGAAAAAGGAGACAGAAUAUAGUGGCACAUUAAUAAUACACCAGUAGAAACAAUGAACUUUUUUUGCUGUCUUGAUAUGAAAUUUUAUUGUAAUGGCUAUUAAAUCAAAGCGCUGUCUGACCAAGCACUUAAAAUGUUAAUGGUUUGUGAUUUCUAUUUUCUAUAAGCUAAGAUGUUAAGACCAAAUUGACACUGUUAGAUCGCAUGGUUGAGCCAGUCUUGUCGCGUCACAUUAUGCUGACGUGUAGGACGUACACGAUAUAAGUUUGUAAAAAUUGCUCGGUGUAAAAAUGCAAACCCCGAACAUGGCAGUGUUGGGGGAAUCGCUCAAUACUUUGUAAAGAGAAAGUUUUAAAAUACUGGUUGAGGCUUACAAAUAAACCCUGAAUCUAUCAUGACAGAUAUUGUUAAAGACCAAAGCAACCAUGCCAGUUUGCAUAGAUGUACAAAUAGGUCUAGGUAUGUUAAAACUCUCUUAUAACAACUAGUAUAUGGAUAUUUAUGGAACCAUAUGGCGCCGAAUAAAAACUGUUUUCCAAUACUGCAAAAAGGUCAAGAGAACAAUUUAUACAGGAAUUGCAAUUGCAUGGCAGCAUAACAAAUAUGUCAAAACUAGAAUACUAUUCAAGAUUAUGGUUGAACCAUUUCUCAUAAAGAUAGACUACAAUGACUAGAUAAGGAAAUAAAGAAUAUCUUCUUGAAACUGGAAGAUCUAGUGGUAUAGCUAGGAAUCAAAGAAUAUGUCAAAUUGUAAUUUAGAUAUAAUAGAACCUGGGUAUUAUGAUUGAUUGACUUGUCUUAAAUAUAAGAACUAACGUGUAUGUGCCAAAAAUAUCGUGGCCAGCUUUGAAAAUGUUUGAUAAUUUGUUAUCAUCUGCUAAGAAAAAGGUCCAAUUGGUAAAUAUUUGAAGGAAGUAUAUGUAUCAAGGGUCUAAACUAUUUCGUACAUUCAUUUAUAUGCAUAUUGCGUGAUUUUUAUAUUAUUGUAAACUGUUCAUCAGCCAAAGGCAUGUAUAUGUCGAUUUUGCUAAAUAAAUGUUGUUGUUGUUGUUGU